AGGGCUCGUUUUUCAAAGAGCUGAAGAGAAAUUGCAGUAGCCGUCUCCUUCAAAUACAGAUCUAUCUGAAAAACUUCCUCAGUAGCAUGAAGUUAAUGAAAAGACACCAGAUUCUAAUGGCGUUUUCUUAAAAUUAAUUGGAUUGGAUUGCAUGAGGAUUUUGUCGCUGUCAGAAAGAAGAAAUUUGGCUAUUAUUUCAAGGUCUUUCCCAAGCCUAAAAUUAUGUUUCCGAGUGAAGACCAGAACUCAAGUGAGCUGCUGAACAGUUCCAUUGGAAAUUCCUCUAUGGAGGAUAUACAAGACGAGGAGCACCCUUUCCUGACGGAUGCUUGGCUUGUGCCACUUUUCUUCUCUCUCAUCAUGCUAGUGGGGCUGAUCGGAAACUCACUGGUGAUCUAUGUCAUCUCCAAGCACAGACAGAUGAGGACCGCCACUAACUUUUACAUUGCUAACUUGGCUGCUACUGACAUCAUUUUCCUGCUGUGCUGUGUGCCAUUCACUGCUACCCUCUACCCUCUGCCUGGCUGGAUAUUUGGGACCUUCAUGUGUAAAUUUGUUGCUUUUCUCCAACAGGUGACUGUACAGGCAACAUGCAUCACUCUUACGGCAAUGAGUGGAGAUCGUUGCUAUGUGACAGUGUAUCCUCUGAAAUCCCUGCACCAUCGAACCCCUCGUGUCGCAAUGAUUGUUAGCAUCUGUAUCUGGAUCGGUUCCUUUAUUCUUUCCAUACCAAUCUUUCUGUACCAGAGGCUUGAGGAUGGCUAUUGGUAUGGACCAAGAAAAUACUGCAUGGAGAGAUUUCCAUCAAAGACUCACGAGAAAGCUUUCAUCCUCUAUCAGUUCUUAGCCGUAUAUCUACUGCCUGUCAUUACCAUCUCCUUUUGUUAUUCCUUCAUGCUGAAAAGAGUGGGACAAGCGUCUGUGGAACCAGUGGAUAACAACCAUCAGGUCCACCUGCUCUCCGAAAGAACUAUCUCCAUUAGGAGUAAGAUUUCCAAAAUGGUUGUGGUCAUUGUUGUUCUCUUCACCAUCUGCUGGGGUCCCAUUCAGAUCUUUGUCCUGUUCCAAUCUUUCUAUCCCGACUUCAAGGCCAACUACGCAACAUAUAAGAUCAAGACAUGGGCUAACUGCAUGUCCUAUGCCAACUCCUCUAUCAACCCUAUUGUCUACGGUUUUAUGGGCGCCAGCUUCCGCAAGUCCUUCAGGAAGACCUUCCCCUUCCUCUUCAGACACAAAGUGAGAGACAGCAGUGUUGCCUCUCGCACAGCCAAUGCAGAAAUAAAGUUUGUAGCAACAGAGGAGAGCAACACUGAGAGGAAAUGAGAGCAGAUGACACCUAAACCAUUCAUUAAUGCCAACUGUCUAGUCACUGAGGUGCGGACUUCCUCCCUAAAUAGGGGUUAUAUUCAGUUCGCUGAGAUGUGAAAAAUUUUGAAUGUGGUGCAAAAGGCCAUUUAAAAGGCAAAGAAUUGCAGUUACAUUUACAGCUGGAGUUAAAUAGUAUUAUUUGACAUUUAUUUCCAACUUCUAAACCAAAAGGUUAAACUCUUAUUGCUUACCCUGUUGUGCUACGAGAGCUUGCCUUUUUAAAAGCUGAAUGGAAAGCUCAUUUUACAGGGAUUAAGUUUGCGGAUGGGGAACCAAACGGAUGUUCUGCCAGUGGAGAUGUGUAGGAGCUUGCCUGAGAGGAUGUUGACUAAUCAAACAUGGCAACUGUUGACUCAUCUAUUGUGUUUGACAUAUACACGACACCUCCCUGUGCACACUUCCUCAUGAAACACCACUCCAAACUGCUCUUCAUCAGUUAUAUAUUCUGAACAUUCAACGACAUGGCUCAACCUGAAGAGGUGUAUUCGCAAGGUAUAGACUCUCUUAAAGCACACCCCUUCUGAAGACAGAACAAAUGUUGUUCAUAGUACGGAAUAACAUAUUAUGCUGCACUUGCCAGUAAGGCUAUUGAGAUAUCAUAGGAUAGAGGAUUAACAAAUAACCAUAUACCAAAUAAACUUUUUCAAGGUGCAAUUCACCCAGAAGGUUUUUUUUUUUUUUUUUACUUUUAACCUGAGGAGCUCAUUUAUAGAAUACGGUGUCAUGCACAAGUUGCUACUAAAAAUGCUGGAUGUUAGUGCAACGUUCAAACACGUCCAUCUAAAGCAUGUUCACUCAGAAAAACAAAUGAAAAGAAGUGCAUUGGAAUGCAAUAAAUUGUGUGUGUGUGUGUGUGUGUGUGUGUGUGUGUGUGAACAGCCUCCAAGUUGUCUGUAUUUAUAUCUUAAAAUGCUAAAAGCAGUGGUCAAAGGUGUUUGUCUGAGGGGUGUUUUAAACAGAAAACAUUUUUUGUGUUGAAAGUU
Molecule: messenger RNA, 2351 nt
Organism: Carassius carassius (crucian carp)
Lineage: Eukaryota; Metazoa; Chordata; Actinopteri; Cypriniformes; Cyprinidae
Product: G-protein coupled receptor 54-like
Exons: 5
Coding region: 223-1323 (366 amino acids)
Biological process (GO): neuropeptide signaling pathway
Cellular component (GO): membrane
Molecular function (GO): G protein-coupled peptide receptor activity
Source: RefSeq, a predicted model, not a curated record